Molecule: messenger RNA, 327 nt
Organism: Ostertagia ostertagi
Lineage: Eukaryota; Metazoa; Nematoda; Chromadorea; Rhabditida; Trichostrongylidae
Source: the annotation of a GenBank genome assembly
AUGAAUACAAAAAACACUCAACUCAUUAGCUUGCUGGCAGAAUGUGCAGAUGCCUGCGGGAAUUGCUCUACAGCCUGUCUGGCGGAAAAAGACGUUCAAAAAAUGGUGGAAUGUAUUCGCCUGGAUAUGGAUUGUGCCCAGAUGUGCCAGGUUACCGCUGCCUUUAUCAGCAGGGGCUCCGAUCAUGCUAAACACUUCUUAAAAGAGUGUGCGGAGAUCUGCAGAAAAUGUGCGGAAGAAUGCAGCAAACAUUCUCAUAUGGAUCAUUGCAAAAUUUGUGCAGAGGCUUGCAGGAAAUGUGCAGAAGCCUGCGAAAAAGCGAUUUAA